Messenger RNA from Acomys russatus (golden spiny mouse), 432 nucleotides. RefSeq names its product guanine nucleotide-binding protein G(I)/G(S)/G(O) subunit gamma-5-like. The transcript has a single exon. The record is from RefSeq and is a predicted model, not a curated record. Gene Ontology annotation, molecular function: G-protein beta-subunit binding. Gene Ontology annotation, cellular component: heterotrimeric G-protein complex. Lineage: Eukaryota; Metazoa; Chordata; Mammalia; Rodentia; Muridae. Bases 1 to 195 code for a protein of 64 amino acids. Gene Ontology annotation, biological process: G protein-coupled receptor signaling pathway.
AUGUCAGAGUCUUCUAGCACCCCUGCCAUGAAGAAGAUGGAUCAGCAGCUCCGGCUGCAGCCCAGGCCCAACCGUGUGAAGGUUUCCCAGGCAGCUGAAGACUGGAGACAGUUCCGUCUGCAGAAUGCUCUGCUGACUGGAGUGUCUUCAUGUACAAAUCCCUUCAGACCCCAGAAAGUCUGCUCCUUAUCGUAAUCAUGUGUCUCGAGGUUUCUCAAGCCGCUUUUCACGAAGCAGUGAACAUUCCGAGAACUAAAUCUGAAGUCUGUACAAAAGCGUCUCUGUAACCCGUGCCAUGACAUACAAUCUUCUACUUGUCAGUCCUUAACAUCUACCUCUCUGAAUUUUCAUGGAUUUCCGUUUCACAAGGUUUAACUAUUUUAUAUAGACUGGCUGUAGCAUACAAUAAAACAGCAUGCAAAAAGAGAAGGA